Molecule: messenger RNA, 285 nt
Organism: Ostertagia ostertagi
Lineage: Eukaryota; Metazoa; Nematoda; Chromadorea; Rhabditida; Trichostrongylidae
Source: the annotation of a GenBank genome assembly
AUGUUGUGGCGUUCAGGAUGCCGGUAUAAAACUCGUGGUCCACCAAAUCGGCUCCAGGAUCCAACGAUGCUUACUGUCUACUUGAUGUUCUUUCUUCUCGCUUUCACUGUAGCCAGAGAUGCGACAAAUAGCGUCGAUUCGGGUGACACACCGUCAGUCGAAACACCAGAUUUCUCCCCGGAAUCACCAGAUUCCCCUGAAAGCGGACGUGGCAGAAGAGCCGCGUUUAGUCCUCAUCAGAAAGUGAUGGUCGCUUCUCGAAAUCGGGCAAAAGCCCUAAUUUGA